UGCAGUAUUUUUAUAGAAGUAAAAGCAUUUUAGUUAAAAUUUGUAAAUAUAGUACGAUCUGCCAUAUUACUCGAUAUAUUUAUCAACUGUUUCCUAAAGAAAUUCUAAACUUUAGUUUAUUAUAAUAUUAUUUUAUAAUAAAACAGAAAAUAUGUUAUUUGUUAUGCAUGUUGCAUUAUAAUUUCUUUUGAUGAUUUGUUAAAAUUUUACUUUUUUCCUAUUGUUGCGCAUGUGUUUCUUUGAGAAAUGGUGGUUUCCUCGGUAACAAAAUUCCAAACAACGAAAAUACAACACAAUUUUUCAAAAUUGUUUUUAGAGUAAAUGUAAAUAAAAUCAAUUGUAAAAAUGAAAAGGAAUUAGUUCCCGGCAUAUUAAAAUCGGCUCAAAAUAGGAUAAAAAAAAAAUAAUUUUACAUGAUAAAUAAAAAAUUAAAAGAAAAUGGCCGCAAGGAUAGCUACAGCUAGAAAUUUAAUAGCUAUAACAAAUGGAACUAUCAAAAAAGACAAUGAAAAAUCACAUAAUUUAAAUAACAACAGUAUCAACAAUAGCAAUAAUCAAAAUAAUAAUAGUAAUAACAGUAAUAAUAAUAAUAACAAUAAUAAUAAUCAUGAGAAUAGAGAGACUAGUCAAAUUGUUCCAAUUGCAAUUGCAGCAACAGUCGAUCCACUUGCGGAACAUGUUGCAACUGCAAAUGGUAUUACUAUUAGUGAGGUGAUAACUCCAAAAAAAAUUAUUUUACAAACAAAUAAAAUCGAUGAUGGAGGUGUAGCUGUUAUCGAUGUUGUCCCUAUUGAAGCAUCCGAUUCAAGUAAUGAAGAAACUGUUACAACAUUAAAAACUUCACCAGAUCAUGAAUCAUUGGCAUCACAACUAAGUGCACAGGUAGCUGUUGUACAACACUCUGAUGGCAAUGAAAGUCCUCAAUAUAUUACAGUAACGGUUUCUACACAUGAUAACGUUGGUGGAUCGGAAUAUCAGGUUCAAUAUGUGAAUCAAGAACUAUACCAAAAUAAUUCCCAGAAUCAGUCACAAAUAUCUUACCCAUUUUGCGCAGUUGGAGAUUAUCAAUCGGGUAAUCAAUCGUAUUAUGCAACUACUGGGAAUUAUACAUCAGCAACAAAUACCUCAACAUCUCAUACUUCAAUGCCUUAUAUUGUUCCUGUAGAUGAAAACAUAUUAUUAGCUUCUUCUGCUAGUCGUGAUUCACCACAUAAUAUAACAGAAGUUUAUAUACAAGAAAAUCAUAACGCGCCACAAACUCCAACUUCAACUACAGCUAGCAUGUCUGAAACUGAUAAUAGUCAAUGUUUAAAUCAUGCGUCUAGAAUUGCUCCUCAAACGACAACUUGGCUUAUGGAAAAUUAUGAAACCGCUGAAGGUGUUAGUUUACCUAGAUCAACUCUUUAUAAUCACUAUAAGCAACAUUGUGAGGAAAACAAGCUGGAUGCAGUUAAUGCAGCAAGUUUUGGUAAAUUAAUUCGUUCCGUAUUCACUGGAUUACGAACACGACGUUUGGGUACAAGAGGCAAUUCAAAAUAUCAUUAUUAUGGGAUUCGUGUUAAACCUGGAUCAGCAUUAACACAUGCAAUGGAAGAAAAACCAAUUAAUAACUAUGCUGGAAAUUCCAAUAAUAUGAAUAUGAACAAAGUAAAUAAAAAAAAUGGUUCGAAACUUGAAACUUAUGAAGCGUGUGCGCAGUUUCUGGGUGACGGAGCUAAUGCUAUACCAAUUCUACCUAAUAUUGAUUACGACGACACUAUUUUAAAUGAAAUUACUAUAGAAGAUCUCGAAAUAUUCCGUUCAAUGUAUCGUGAGCAUUGUGAAUUCUUUUUAGAAGCAGUCCUUAAUUUAGAAUUUAGUACUAUUGAAUCACUUUGGAGAGAUUUUUGGCGCUCUGCUGAUAAUAACAAUUUAGACGAAUGUGAGGAAGAAAAAUAUUUAAGUAAAGCGAAAUUGUAUUUAAUGUGUCAAGGAGAAAAUGUUCAAAAAUUUAUUAAAGAGGUGGAUUAUGCAUUUUAUCAAAAUAUGGUUGAAGUUUUAAUUCCUGAUGUGCUUCGUUCUAUUCCGAAUUCCUUGACACAAGCUAUUAGAAAUUUUGCUAAAAACUUAGAAAUUUGGUUAAACGAAGCAAUGGCUGGAUGUCCUGAAAAAAUAGUGUUAAUAAAAACUUCGGCUGUAUCAGCAUUUUGUCAAACACUUAGAAGAUAUACCUCAUUAAACCAUUUAGCUCAAGCAGCAAGAGCUGUACUACAAAAUCCGUCACAAAUUGCACAAAUGUUAAAUGAUUUAAAUCGGGUUGAUUUUCAUAAUGUACAGGAACAAGCUGCCUGGGUUUGUCAAUGUGAUACAACAAUUGUGAAACGCCUUGAAACUGAUUUUAAGGCAGCUCUUCAACAGCAAAAAACUUUGGAACAAUGGGCAUCUUGGCUUCAACUUGUUGUUGAUUCAGCUUUAGAAGAAUAUCGCGGUAAACCGAAUUACGCGAAAGCUGCUCGCCAGUUUCUACUUAAAUGGAGUUUUUAUAGUUCAAUGGUUAUAAGAGAUUUAACACUGCGUUCAGCCUCAAGUUUUGGAAGUUUUCAUUUAAUACGGUUGUUGUAUGACGAAUACAUGUUUUUUUUAAUAGAACAUAAAGUUGCAAAAGCUCAAAAUACUACAGCUAUUGCCGUAAUGAGCAAUAAAUUGCUAAGAGACAAUGAGUUUGAAUUCAAUUAUCCAAUGGAUUUUAAGCCAGAACAGCACCAAAACAAAAGGAUUAAAUAUUAAUCAAUUUGUAAUAGUUUUAAAAAUAUUAUUUAAUAUUUAAUUUCUUGUCAUCAUAAUGAAUAAUAUUUUUUUACUUUUUUGAUAUUUUAAACUAUAUUUUCUGUGCACAACUAUUUUGAAAUAUUAGUAAAUUAAUAAGUGGUAACUAAGAAAGCUUCCUAG
This is a messenger RNA of Condylostylus longicornis, 2928 nucleotides long. RefSeq names its product DNA-binding protein RFX2 (gene Rfx). Gene Ontology annotation, molecular function: RNA polymerase II cis-regulatory region sequence-specific DNA binding; DNA-binding transcription factor activity, RNA polymerase II-specific. Gene Ontology annotation, biological process: regulation of transcription by RNA polymerase II. NCBI's taxonomy places the organism in Eukaryota, Metazoa, Arthropoda, Insecta, Diptera, Dolichopodidae. The coding region runs from base 439 to 2766 and encodes 775 amino acids. The transcript has 12 exons. The record is from RefSeq and is a predicted model, not a curated record.